Colletotrichum aenigma is the source of this 2061-nucleotide messenger RNA. RefSeq names its product Golgi apyrase (gene YND1). Gene Ontology annotation, molecular function: nucleoside diphosphate phosphatase activity. Bases 1 to 2061 code for a protein of 686 amino acids. The transcript is spliced from 2 exons. NCBI's taxonomy places the organism in Eukaryota, Fungi, Ascomycota, Sordariomycetes, Glomerellales, Glomerellaceae. Gene Ontology annotation, cellular component: membrane. Gene Ontology annotation, biological process: nucleoside diphosphate catabolic process. The record is from RefSeq and is a predicted model, not a curated record.
AUGGGGAAGAAAUGGCGGUACGGUAUCAUCUUCGAUGCGGGCUCUUCGGGGACGCGUCUGUAUGUCUAUAAAUGGAAGGACCACGCCAAGGCCAUCAAACAUGCCUCCAUUGACGCACUGCACAGUCUGCCCAAGAUCAAGCUACAAACGAGUCAAAAGAUCCGACCUGGCGUGUCAUCCUUCGCAGAAAAGCCCGAAGAGAUUGGUCGCGAACACCUCCAGUCUCUCAUCGACAUAGCCCUCAAGGAAGUGCCCGAUAAGAAAGUUGCCGACACUCCUGUCUAUCUCAUGGCCACCGCCGGCAUGCGUCUUCUUCCCGAGCAUAAGCAGCGAGCCCUUCUUCGCAACAUGUGUGCCUAUUUGCAGGAAAACACGAUGUUCUCACUACCUGACUGCAACACAAAUAUACAAGUCAUAUCGGGCGAGACCGAAGGUUUAUACGGCUGGCUUGCCACGAAUUACCUUCUCGGCGGCUUUGACCAUCCCGAUAAACACAAACACGGCAAUGGCCAUCACACGUAUGGCUUUCUGGAUAUGGGAGGCGCAUCGGCACAGAUUGCUUUCGCUCCAAAUAGUACCGAGGCAGAGAAGCAUGCAAAUGACUUGAAGCUUGUCCGCCUCCGCACCCUCGAUGGGUCAACUAUCGAACACCGCGUCUUCACUGCAACUUGGCUAGGAUACGGCGCAAAUCGAGCCCGUGAGCGAUAUGUCGAAAGCCUCAAGGAGCAGUACGGCAAACCGGAUAGUCUUGAGAUCCCCGAUCCAUGCCUCCCAUCUGGCUUGCGGUCUUCUCUAUCGGGCGAUCCUAUAAGCACCAAAACUGCCAUUCAUGAACUGUCCCUUAUCGGUACUGGCCAAUUCGACGAAUGUCUCCGACAGACCGAGCCGCUGUUAGGAAAGGACACUCCCUGCGAAGACGAACCUUGUCUCCUGAAUGGCCAGCAUGUGCCAAGCAUUGAUUUCGAUGUGAACCACUUCGUCGGGGUUUCCGAGUACUGGCACACGACUCACGGCGUUUUCAGCAAGAGCCACAAAACGGCAUACGACCUGGCCACGUACCAGAAAAAUGUGGUGGAUUUCUGCACUCGCGACUGGGCAGAUAUCGAGGCUAGCAUCGAGGCGCGGAAGAAGUCGGCCACACAAAAGGCCAAGAACGCGCAGGAAGCUUGCUUCAAAGCGUCGUGGUUGAUCAACGUACUGUAUGAAGGCAUUGGAAUCCCCCGACCCGGGCUGGAGCACACACCAAACCCUGGCUUGAACGUAACGAAAGGGACCAUUGACGAUGUGAAGGAAAAGGGAUUCAUGGACCCCUUUCAACCGGUCAAUGAAAUUGAUGGGAUUGAGGUCAGCUGGACCCUGGGGAAGAUGGUACUCUACGCCGCUGGUCAGGUUCCCCCACAGGGAGCUGCACUACCGGUUGGGUUUGGCAGCAAUGUUGCUGGCGCUACGGACUUUGAGCCAGCUGGAUCCAAAUUCUCCCCAAUCGCUACAGGGGGAGACGAUGAUGAUUGGGCCACUGCGGAUGAGCUACUGGACAAGGCCAAGUCAAAGUCUGGCUCCGGUCUCUUACUCUUCAUUGUGAUUCUCUUUGUGGUAGGGUUUCUUCUCCGAAAGCGCGAUCGACGCACACGAUGGUUUGGCAGAAUGACCUCUGCACUUCGAGGAAACAGGCGUCCCGGCAGCCCUCGGAAGUUUGGACGCGGGUUCUCAAUCACCAGCAAGCUUUUCGGGCGCUCUUCGGCAACAUACGAACGUGUAUUGGAAGAUGGCGAUGCAGAUCAGUUUGAGUUGGGCGACGUCGACUCCGAUGAGAACGAACAGUCUGACAGCAGCGAAGGCUCAAGAGCCGGGCGUUCCUCUGGCUUGGCCACGCCAAAGCUCAACAUUGAGAGAUUCGAUGACGGGCGACCGCCCUUCUCUCUAGACAGAGGUGGAUUGGCGGUGAGGACGGAGAGCCGUGAAAGGCUCGUUCCAAGCCUGGUGAAUGCUGGACGUCGAAGUCGCGCUGGAAGCCCAACGAGGAUGAAGAGUCCACUCAUGAAGCCUUUGGAUGAGGAUUAA